This is a messenger RNA of Alligator mississippiensis (American alligator), 12939 nucleotides long. RefSeq names its product sestrin 3 (gene SESN3). Gene Ontology annotation, cellular component: nucleus. The transcript has 9 exons. Bases 2103 to 3404 code for a protein of 433 amino acids. NCBI's taxonomy places the organism in Eukaryota, Metazoa, Chordata, Crocodylia, Alligatoridae. Gene Ontology annotation, biological process: cellular response to leucine starvation; regulation of response to reactive oxygen species; cellular response to L-leucine. The record is from RefSeq and is a predicted model, not a curated record. Gene Ontology annotation, molecular function: oxidoreductase activity, acting on peroxide as acceptor; L-leucine binding.
ACCAAAAGUUUUAAAAUGAAAAUGUUUGGGGCCAGAGUUCAUUGUUCAUGUGGGCAGUGAGUACUACUUUAGAUCACGGAGAGUCCUGUUUUGUCUGGGGGUGAUUCUGGAAAACAGUUACUGCAGAGAUCAGAUUUUAUGCCUCAGUGAGCCAGUUGGUUUGCCAUUUAAUACAAAUGGCACCCCCCAACUUGUCUUCACGUGCCACUGCUAGUUGCAAGUUGCCGCAUGUAUUAUAAGUGGCAUGGGCAGCCUGUGUGCCUCACUGCGAGCAGAACUUACUGAGGAUACAAGGGCUUUUACUAAUUUCAUACAGGAAUCUGAAGCUAAAAUAUUUUAAAUUGUCUGUUAAGGAGGAAAAAAAUCAGGCAUCUGAGAGGCAAGGAGGGUUCUAGUUAAGAAAACACUAUUGAUAUACAAGAGAAAGUAUGAUAAGCAAACCUAAACAUGUAGAUUUUAAGAGCUGCAUAAUGAAAUUACUGCACCAACAGAAGUCCAGUCAGGCACAAGUAAUUCUGGCAGUCAUUAUUCCAUAUGCUGCUUGGCUGCAGUCUCUUUCCAAAUAGUGGAAUGAAUAUUGGAAUAAACUUCUUAGCAUGUCAAAAACUGCAAGAAAUGAGUAACAUUACAAUGACACAAUUUGCUAGGCAGAUUUUUUGCUUUUGGUGAUGGAGUUGUUGACAACAUUUCUAGUGGCAGUCUGGAAAGACCCAGCUCAAAUCCAGUGUGGUCCUAGCUGCUUCUACCUGCUCUCUGGCCACAGCAUGGGCAAAGCCCACCCUCGGCCACCAGAACACUGAUGAAGCCCCCUAGCUCUGCAGGCUAGAUCUGAUUCAACCCCAGAAGUGGGUGACGGGGAAUGCAUUGAAUUACAAUUGCAAAUCAGGUAUUUGACGUAUUUCAUUCAGAUGCUCUGUGAUACAGAUUAUUAUGAUGAAAGUUGAAAAAUAAAGGCAGGUAGGGGAAAAAGGUGCGAGACAAACAUGAACAAGAAGAUGUCUACUAAGAUUUUUGAAAAGGGAGUAAACAGCAUGCUAACAAAAUUCACAGAUGAUACUAAUGUUGGAAGAAGUACAGAUACCUGUAAGGACAAGAAAGUAGUAUAAAUGGAAUUAUACAGGCAAGAAAUAUAGUUCAAGAAGUCCACCUGGAAAAUACAAACUUAUAUAUUUGGUCAAAUUUAAAUAUUUUGGUAAUGUGGAGAUAAAUGAGGGAAACAGUAAUGCUGAAAGAGUUAGUGUUAAUUCUUUUGCUGUAUAUGGAAGGGGCAGCAGCAUAUGACCUAUUCCUUUCUCAACAGAACCAGUCUAAUCGCACCUGAAAUACUCUUCUCAGUUCUGAGCACUUCGUAGCUGCUUGCAGACAUUCAAAAAACAAAAGAAAAACCCAUGCUUUACCAAAAGAAAUAGUGCAUUACUUCAACCCAUCUCUGCAGCAUUUGUAUAGAUCAGGUGCUUCAGUAGAGCUUUUUGGUGCUUUUUUUAUCUAAUAGCUGAUUCAAUCAGCUAGUAGAUAAAAGCACCAACAAAGCCCCGCUAAGGCACCCAAAAUAUACAGACAUUGUGCCUCUUCUGGGCGUGUACUGGGCUGGGCGCAGGAACAUGCCAAGUGUAAAAUGAAGCACCACUUUUUUGUUUGCUUUUUUUAACGUCUUCAAGCAGCCUUUUACAAGAUAGAGACACUAAGAAACUGGAUAAAAUUCAGAAAAGAUUACCAAAAUUCACCCAAGAACUGAAGGGACUGAAAUAAAGGAAAUGCUGAGAUGAAUAUGUACCUGAAGAAUCCUUAGAAAACUGAAGUAGACCUAAGUCUAUAAGUAGUAGUUGAACUGUUUAAUAACUGAGUAGUGAAGGAAUUUUAUUUAGAAUGGAUCAGUGGGGUAUAAGAUGGACCAAUGGCAUGAAAUUAAGAAUAGAUGUAAUGUGAAAAUCAGAGUAAAGCUUGUUGGAAGGCCUUUGUCUUAGUAGACGUCAUUAAGAAAGGAAUAACAGAGAAGAAUUCUACCUGAGGUAAUUGAUUGGACUGGGUAAUUACAUGACCAUACAAGUCUCCUCCAUUUCUGCCUUCUCAUCCCACAUGGAACACCAGGAAAUCUCGAGGUUAUGCAAGCAAAUGGCAUAGAUGAACGUACAAACCUUAUCGUGGAAGAAUACUCAACAUCUGGUCGCCUGGACAACAUCACACAGGUCAUGAGUUUACACACUCAGUACUUGGAGUCUUUCCUCCGCAGCCAGUUUUAUAUGUUGCGUAUGGAUGGACCCCUUCCUUUGCCCUAUAGGCACUACAUUGCUAUAAUGGCUGCUGCCAGACAUCAGUGUUCCUACCUAAUAAAUAUGCAUGUUGAUGAGUUUCUGAAGACUGGUGGGAUUGCAGAAUGGUUAAAUGGAGUGGAAUAUAUACCACAAAGACUGAAAAACCUGAAUGAAAUAAACAAACUUCUUGCACACCGGCCCUGGCUGAUCACAAAAGAGCACAUUCAGAAACUUGUCAAGACUGGGGAAAAUAAUUGGUCUCUUCCUGAACUGGUGCAUGCUGUGGUCCUGUUGGCACAUUAUCAUGCCUUGGCGAGUUUUGUCUUUGGUAGUGGCAUUAAUCCCGAGAGAGAUCCAGAUGCCUCUAAUGGGGUCAGACUUAUAGCAGUCAACAACUUCUGUGUCUGUGAUCUUGCCAAUGACAACAGUAUAGAGAAUGCAUCCCUCAGAAGUAGCAGCUUUGGGAUGGUAGAUUCUUUAAGUGAGCUGGAGGCCUUAAUGGAAAGAAUGAAGCGCCUGCAAGAAGAGAGAGAGGAUGAGGAGGCAACUCAGGAAGAGAUGGCAACUCGUUUUGAACAGGAAAAGAAAGAGAGUCUUCUUGUAGUUACUGGAGCAUUUGAUGAUGAGAUGGUAUCCAUGGAUGUGUCCCGCUACAUUGAAGAUCCUGGUUUUGGGUACAAAGACUUUGCCAGACGGGGAGAAGAACAUCUGCCAACAUUCCGGGCUCAGGACUAUACCUGGGAAAAUCAUGGCUUCUCUCUUGUGAACAGACUAUAUUCUGAUAUUGGGCAUCUCCUGGAUGAGAAGUUUCGAAUGGUCUACAACCUCACUUACAACACUAUGGCUACACAUGAAGAUGUUGACACAACAAUGUUAAGAAGAGCUUUAUUUAACUAUGUCCACUGUAUGUAUGGAAUCAGGUAUGAUGACUAUGAUUAUGGCGAAGUUAAUCAGUUACUUGAACGCAGCCUGAAGGUUUACAUUAAGACAGUGACCUGCUACCCAGAGAGAACUACCAAGCGCAUGUAUGAUAGUUACUGGCGUCAAUUCAAGCACUCAGAGAAGGUCCACGUAAAUCUGCUAUUAAUGGAAGCGCGCAUGCAAGCAGAACUUCUAUAUGCCCUUCGUGCCAUAACUCGUCAUCUGACCUGAAGCAUUCAUAGGGAGAGGGCCGAGAAAUACUUAACAAUAUGUAAAGACCUUUUGAAAUAGAUACACACCAGACGCUGUUUGUGAUGUAGCAUCAGGUUAUUCAAUUCUCUAGUGUCAAAGUUUAGCCGUGUUUUUGGCGGCUGUAAUGUGCAAUGACGUGUUUUUAUUUUCUUGAUGCUUAACAUUACUAAUGAUAGCAAAAAUAACACUGAGGAGCACUAGUCCUACAUUUUUUUUUUUUCUGGUUGGAUUUCUGGACACUGGUCAAAAUCCUGAAAACCGGUUGUUUUACUUCAGUGCUUUGUUUUGCUCACAGAAACAAAGCACUUGCAUCUUGAUUUUUUUGUUUCAAGCAAUCAGUUUUCAGAUUAAUGGAAUCCAGCAAUGGAUCUUUUUUGAAUGUUCUGAAAAAUCUUAAUACUGUGUCAUAAAUCUAGUAGAGAGAAGCAUGCGCUGUGUUAAAUGAAUUGCCCACUGGAUUCUUGGUUGUCUCCUGGAAACUGUUUAUCAGGCACUGUUCUUACUACAACAGUUGAAGGUGAUGUGAAAUGUGAUUCAAACGUUGUCCAUACUCUUAAUGUGAAAUUAAUCAUGAUAAAUUCCACAGCAUGCUACUGAAAUGCAAAGUUCAGCUAUCUUCUUUCCUCUUUCCAAAAAAGAGGUUUCACAAUUUAAUUUUAGCUGUACAUAUUAUGUUCCAAUCAUGCAUAGCAAUCUUCUUACUGUCACCCUCUGUCAAAUUCUUUACAUUAUCUGUUCUCAUCAUAACAUUGCUUGCAAUUCCCUUAGUUGGCACCUGCACACUUAAUACACAGACUGACCAAAAAUUUGUAUUUGCGCUCUCCUUUGUCCAGUCCUUUUUUUAAAGUAAGGAAAGCAAAGGAAGGCUAACAUAGUUGUUUUCUUUUCCUAUUGGAUGUAUAGAAAUUUAUUACCCAUAAUUUCUUUCAUAGUGUGAAUGUGUUAAUAUUCAAGUUAAAAAAUUGUGUUUCUAUGCAUUAAUGUGAGUGAACAAAAGAAAAGUGCAAUAUUUAAAAAGAAAGCAAGCUUUUCCCUGUUACAUCACUACUAAAGUGUCCUUUCUUUGAACAGCCAUAAAGAAAUGUUUAAAACCAAAUUCCUUUAUGGUCUGAGGCUUAGCAUUUUUGCUCCAGCUUGUACAGCUUGAAGCAAUCUGAUAUUUAGAUGCCAAAGCACCCCACAAAUAAAGCCAAUUUGGACAACUGGUAAUUUUGGGGAAGGGAAGAAGUAAGCUGCCAAAAAUGUCACAUUUCUGCAUUAUUUUGUUGCUUGACUAGAUUAAUUUUAAGAGCACAAAAUUUCAGUGUUUAUAGCUUUACUUUGUAUUAUGUUUAAUGACCAGUGAAGUGCCUAAAGAGAUGCAUAAAUUUACCCAGUAGGAAACAAUUGUCACUGCUAAAUCUUUUUUUUUUUUUUUUUUUUUUUUGGGGGGGGGGCGCGGCAGCAGGAGGAAGUGUUUCCUUUUUUUUCUUUCUUUUUUUUUUUUUUUUUAACUCUGAGGGUGACUUUAUUUUGCUUUUACAUGCAUUACAUGCAUAAAAUUAACAGGUUAUUUAAAGUUGCAUUGAAUUGUAAAAGACGAUAUAGGAAAAAAAUUUCCAUUGAAGACUGCAGAAUAGGUUUUUAGUUUGACUAGUCAUUUUUAACAUUUUUCAUUUGAAAAAAAAAAAAUCAUGGACCAUUAUGCUAUUAAAGCUAGUUUCCUGUCUCCUUUCAUUUUCUAAUAACUUGCUAUGACAUCACAUAUUGGGUUUUUUGCUUUAGCUGUCUGUUCCAGAUUGGAAAAGUAAAUGAUUGUACACUUUAUACAUUGUUUCUGCACUUUUGGACUGCAGACUAUUUGCAUGAAAAACCUUGUGAGGGAGAAAUUUAGUAAAAAUUUUCAAGUUAGGGUUGGUUAUUUAAGGACUAUCCAACAAAUUGUACAUCAGAAUCCCUUCUGUAGGAAACAUUGCAUAAACCAUAAAAUGUAUUUAUCUUGUUUAGCUAACUACAAAGACUAUUCAGAAGUGUUGAGAGGCUCAUAUGUAUACACUUAGAUUUUACUUCUUUCUAAUUUAUAAUCCUUUUUUUUUUUUCUUUACUCUAGUGGCUGUACCUAAUGGUUUUAUGCUUGGAAAUAUUCUCUCUUCUAAGAGAUGUUCUUUCAAUUAGUAGUUUGACCUUUUAGUGAUGGAAUCUGUAUAGUAAUACUAAAUUAAACUCCUCUGAUAUAAGAAGCCAGAUAGUUCUCAAAGCACAGUUGAACUUUUGGAAAGAAGGUGAAACUAGAUUUAGGUAACAACCACUUAGUUUCUCUUCAAAAAUGCAAGGGUUUUAGAGUAGCUUUGAGUUUUAAUUGUGAAAACGUUAGUGCCUUUGCUUUAGAUUUUCCCUAUAGAAUUUCCUUUACCUUUCCAGCUGAAAUGCCUUCUCAGCAAUUUAUGUGAUUAGACUUGGAAAUAUAUAAACUAUAAGUGAAUUGAUUUUUUUUUCCAUCAAAGUACUAGUGAAUCAAUAAUAGUGAAGAAAUAAACUUGAUUUUAAAAGGCGCCAUAUUUAAUCAGAUAUGGCCCAUGUCACAUUCCAAGUUAGGAAGUGUCAUUUUACAACUAGUUUGCUGUAACUUUUUCUAUAUAAAAUGCAAACUUGAAAGUUACAAAGCUGUUUUCCAGGUGGUGUUUUUCAGAGUAUAGCAUUUACUAUGUAAUGAUUUAUAGCCUAGCUUUUAUACUCAAAAUGUGAUAUUUUUAAAAUUAUAGAUGUUUGUUAAAGUUAUACGAUUAUACCGUAUACUUUACCUACACUUUAGGCUCACAUUGUGCCAAAUUUAAAUGUGCAAAUGUUUUGUUGAGGAAACAAAAGCAUGUGUGAAUGUGAAUCCUCAAACUUCAUUGCUUAUUAACUUCCAUUGUCAAAAAUGUACCUUAAUAAUUCUUGGAGGUAUAGGCUCAGAUACUGUCUCUUUGCUGUCCCUUGAUGGGCUUUGUUUACCAGGAUUAAUAUUAGUCACCAAGUCUCAGUCUUCACUAAGAUAAAACUAAAAUGUAUUGUCUCCUUUUCUGCUGAAGAACAAGUACAGAAUGUGCUUUAUUGCUUUUUUAAAUUUGUUUUUCUAUAAGGAAGGCAAGUGGAAAAUUACAAAUUGGAAAAGGUAUUUGCAUUAGCUCAGUAUUCUGUGAAAUAUAAAACUGGCAGUUGAACAUCAUGGGAUUAUAGUCAUGCAACAGCAGAGCCCAUUUUAAUCUAAAUAAGACAGGAUUGAUGCUAACAGCAGGCUGUUGAAACUGUUGUAGAGCCCCACAGGAACUGAUUUUUGAAAUUUUUCCAAAGUUCACUGAAAUCAGACAAGAAGACAGAUUCUGCAGUUAGAGUGUACACAGAACCAGCAUAAAAAUCAGAGAGAAUCAUGCUCACAUUUUUAAAAUUGCAGAAGUGUCCCCAUCAGCUUUUACUCUGCAAAAUGUUGUAGCAGCAGGAGACUUAGAAAUAUAUAGCAAAUCUAAAAAAUUAUGUAUUUUGGGCUACUUAAAAACUAUAAGCCAAAGGGGGUAGGGGAGGAAGUGAGAUUUUCUUUUAAAUUGUUUAAAUGGAGAAAGAAAAAGGACAAGUAUUUCAAAGGUAUUUAGGUGCCUAAAGAUGCAAGCAAGGACCUCCAUGGAUUUUUGUUGACUUCAGUUGCAAUUAAGUACCAGUGUGCUUUGAAAAAUCCCUCUAGGGCAGGCGUGUCCAACCUUUUUGAAUGUGGGGCCAGAUCAUGAACUUUUUAUCACCCAGUGGGCCAGCGAGCCAUAUUCAAAGACCUCACAGGAAGUGGUAUCACAUCACCCCCCCCCCCCCCCCCCAAAAUGAAAGUACAGUGCUUACUUUCAUUUCCCAUCACAGCACCUUAGGCCUCAGAAAACAGCUUGGAGGGCCGCAUGUUGGACAAGCCUGCUCUAGGGCUAGGGAUAGAAGUUAUACAUAAACCAGUUUAAGUGAUCAGACACUGGUUUAGACCUGUAACAGAACAGAAGUUCAGUGCACAUAAGCUGCUUUCAAAAUGGACAAAUCCAGUUUCAGGGAAACUUGGAUUCAUGUAGUAUCAGGCUUAACUGAUUUAGGGCAAACAGGUUUAUGGAACUUCUGUCCCAGAUCCCCUCCCAAUUCAAGUUAACUUACAGCCCCCCAGCAUCCCAGGAAGCUUUGCAGCCCUGGGCUGUGCUGUCUGCUCCAGCAAAGCAGGACUGGCCUCACUCCUGCUGUCACAGCUCAGGCGGUAAAGCCUCUUCUCCCUAGCCUCUGACUGUGCCCAUCAACACAGUGGGAUGGGGGUAAGGGAAUGAACCCCAGAACCCUCUAGCCUGGGUCUGCACAGCACUCCAUGGGGCUUAUGCCUCCGCCUCCACCCCAGACUCUUUGAGUUGGGCUGGAAUUGCCUUAACCUCACCCUGCUCCUGCCAGCAAUCCUCGUCUUGGAUGGGAGGGAGAAUUCACCCACUGUGUGGGACCCCCAGCUGGGGUCUGCACAGCGCUGGGGGCACUGGGGGAAAGCCCCCUCCACUGGGCUUUUCAUACCCCACCCCUGCAGCCUGCAGGGAGGGAGCAAGGGGGCAGGGGAGUGCACCCACCUGGCCUAGUGCUGGACACCCGCAAGGCAUAGGAUGGGAGGGAAGCUCCCUCCCCAGGGUUUUUCACCCCCUUGUAGCCCAGAGAGCCAGCUAGGAUCCCUUAGGCCUGCCCCCCUCACCAGCUGCUCUGGUUUCUGAAGGGCUUGGGGGCAAAGUUGGGGAAUGUAUCCCUGCUGGGAGUGGGGAACCCCUGCUGAGGCUCAAGGAUCCAGCUUUCCCCAGGCUGGAGGGGCUGUUUUCCCUUGGGGGAGACAGCCAGGGUUUGGGGGCGUGCGCUGGGCAGCCAAUCAAGGAUGAGCCUCGCUGGGCUUCCUUUGGGUGUCCUCUGCCACGGCUGGCAGGCUGGGAAGCGUGCUGUAGCACCCCCAGCUUCUGGUGUGGACCACUGCAUGGGCUUGGCUGCCUCUGGUUUCAAAAGUGAACAUCGGUUCACUUUAUUAGUUCAAUCUACACAGUUCGGAGAAACUCAGACUUAAAGAUUCAGCCUUGGGCUUUUUGACUGUCUGUACUUAGCCUAGGUGCCUAUCUUCAUUUUUCAGCCUUUUUUUAAAGGUUCUUAAUCAUCUAAAUUAUUCUCCAUGGAGAUUAAAAGAAUAAUUUGCAGUAAAAAGUGUGACUUGCACCAGUUUAUUGAUGAAAUAAGUUUCCUUGUGUGUUUAAUGUAGAUUUAUAAAAGAUUUUCUGAAGGCAGUUAACCUAAAAUGUUGUUGUUUUUAAAGUAGUAUCUUGACAUCAUCUUGCACGUCUAUGAAUGUUCAUAAAAAUAUGCAUUUAAUGAAUGUGCUUAGGCUGACUAGAAUAGACUUUAUGAGGCUAAAUUCUGCAGCAGCUAUGCACUAAGCCUGAAGUUGCUGGAUGUAUGGCCUGUGGUAGGAUUGUGAUUAUGGCCUGUGAGAGCUGAUCCAAGAUCUGUUGACUUCCUGAGUCUUCAAUCAUAGGACAUAGAGGUGACCUUCACAAGAAGGAAAAAUGGAUUAAACUGGAAAAAAUGAAACCUACCCAUGGCUGAUCCAGACCAAUAACUCUCUACUCAUGACAUGCAAAUGCUGCUCGCCACAAAAGCUGGCUAAAAAUGCCAGGGAUUUGUUCUAUAAUUUGAGCUUUAAACUAGGCAAGGGAAAGCCAGCUCUUCCAUGCUGUAGCCUCUAUCUGCCUAUCUUCGGGAAGGUUUUAAAUAAAAUACAUAUUUCCAGGGGAAAAAAUUUCCAAGUGAAAAAGAUUUUGGCAAUCUGUACACAUCAUAAAAUCCCAUCAUCCCUGGCCAUGGGAGACAGGCCAAGAAGAGAUGAGGUGUUCCAGGUUAGGACAGAGGCAUCAGCUGAACAGCAUUUCCUAUGGUAGUUUAACCCUUGGCACAAAUAUACUUGGCCAUGCAGUUAACUUCUGCAAAUCCACUGCCCCCAUCUCCUUUCCAGUUGUUGACUAGUUCUGUUCUUCACCUAGGGCUUCGGGCCCGACGUCCCAGUGACUAGCCCUUUCAAAAGUUCUCCCCACCCAGCAACAAGUGCUCCCUAGACAAGUUCCUAAUCAUGCUUUUCCACCUGUCAAACCUUAAAUUAUCCUUCAGGCAGAAGCAUUCAGACCAAAGCUUUCUGUAUAGCAUUGAGUUCCCACGCUGCCACCAGGAAGUUCCUUAGAGUUCUAUUGCUUAAUCUUGUGCUGUUCCUCCUUUUCAGGAACACUGAAUUCACUUAUUACAUUUAUUUCUGGCCAGGAAAAUUAAAUCCCUUUUUCAAAAGUUUAUUAUUGAGUUUUGGUUUUUAAAUAGUCAUCCUCUCUGCCACUAAGAGUGUGCUUGUGCCUUUCUGAUCACCAUUUCAGGCUCAAAUAUUGCUAGUCUUGCAUUGAAGUCUAACAAGCCUACUUGUGAAGGACCCAUACAAGUUAUUCCGGGGGGGGGUCACAUUCUGACCUUGGAUUACAAAUAAAUAAAUACAUCCAAUAGUAUAUAUUCUCUCAACCCAAUUAUAUAAGUCCUUUCUUGGGCAAACCUCCCAUCAACUUCUGGAGUUCUGUCCAUGAAAGGGUGGACUUGGUUGGUCUAGUAUUUCAAAAAUUUGUACUCAGCUGUACACAUUUAUUAAAGCUUAGACUUAUUGAAGGAAUUCUGUCUAUAGCAGUCAGAUUUGGUCUUUAAGAAACUAAGAGAUAAAUGUGGACAUUCCCAUGCAAAUGCCAACAGACAUUUACCUUUGCUCAGAGGAUGUAAAACAGGCUUUUUUAAGUAGCAGCAGUAAUCUCAGGAAGGGAAUUGGUGUGUUUGUUUCAUAAAAUGAAGUAUCACUAAGUGUAUUCAAAGUACUUCUGUACUUAUGCACAUAAGGGAAAUAUAAAACCUCUUUUCCAAGAAUACUGAUGAGACUUUAUAGAAGGUAUAUGUUUCAGUUGCCCUGUGUUGGAAUAAUUAAGAUAUAUUUUUCCCCAAUGUAUCAUUCUACACAAAGUUGAGGUGGGGCAGCCUUUCAUUUUUGAAAGUGUAAACAGACUGCAGUUUGAAUUUUUUUUCCAGCUUUUAUAAUAAACUUUUGAAGGCAACGUUUUAAGGAACAUGGAUUGCUUGUUCAUCUCUAGGAAUUUAGAAAUGAUGAUACCAAAUUUAUUCCAAUAUAUUAUAAACUAAAAAUUUGCCAUGCAGUUUCUCAUAGUGCCUCUUCAUGCUUAAGUUGUGCCACCAAAAUUGAAAUACAGCCUUUCCCUCCAUUACCUUCACCAGUGAACCAGAUCAAUGAGUAUAUAUUGCAUGGUUGUUAAGAAAAGUAUAGUAAUGUUGAAAGGAUUUAUGCCCACUUAAACCUCCUUAAGGUAAAGAAUAUGUCUGAUAAACUUUGGCUGCAGUCUUAAGACUUUAAUAAAACUCAUAAAGCCACAAAAUAUUUUCUUGAUCAAGGCAGAACUGGAUAUAAACUCUAAUGUAAAAGAUAAGAUUUUAACUUGAAAUCUCUCACUCAUACCCUGUCAUUUUGCUGGACAGCUCUGUAAUGAAUGUAUAUGUCUUUAUGUCUGAGACAAUUCAAAAUCAGACUGCCACCUCUAUUUUGUUUUGUUCAAUAUCGUAUUAUCCUUUUUUAUCUUUUUUUUAAGUUGAGCGAUAUAUGUAGCAUGCUGUGAAUGUCCGUUGGAUCUUUUUUCUUUAAUUCAUCAGUAUUAACACCUGUUCUCUUUGUGUUCGUUGGUACUUUUACCCAUUUUAAUCAAAAGCUGUGAUAUAUCUUUGCAGUCCUGUGCUUUGUUACUGUAACAUUUUGAUUUUUAUGAAGCACGUGACUGUGGGUUAUUGUGAGGCAGACAGUGAUCUUACAUGACUGCCACUUAUUGGUCUCUCUUGUACUACGUAAAGUUGUAAGUAGAAUAAGCUUUUUAACAGAUUUGAUGCAGUUUAGGAUUCACACAAGUUACAAAUGUCCCAUGUGUGAGAGUCUCUGUAUUUAUAGUUUUUAAUUCAUAAAGUAGCAAACUUGAUAAAUAUAGCCACUUUAACUGCUCUUGCUAAACAGACCCUACUGUAGAUUUAAAAUACCACUGUAUAUAUGGGAAGUAGAUGGUUGGAAUAAUGGCAGUGUAUGAAAUCUCUAUUUAUAAAUGUGGAUGAAUUAAGCCCUUCCUCUGAAUGAAGAAAUCUAAUGAGAUGCUUAGUCUACACAAAGUGACUACUGUCCAUUUGCUCAGACAUUAUUCUAAAUACCUUGAAAAGCUAUGGUUUACAUCAUAUCUUAACCCCCUCGAUCAGCAAAUAUGCUAUUCAUUUAAGGUAAGGCAUAUCCCUGGGCAAAGGGCCAAUACAGUGUCAGUGCAAGCAGAACUUUCUGUAUUACCCUCAAAAUAAAGUUGAGAGGGGAUAUGCAUUGCAUUGGCUUGUCCUGGUCCCCUAUAGGGAGAGUUUCCCCCAAGAUGAGCUGCUGAAGUUAAUGGAGUUUGCAAGACUCCUUUCAUAUUUCUUUGGGGUAUGAAAAUAGCUGCAUCACUUUUGAUUUGACAUUCAAGAACCCUGUUUAGCACAGGUAAAUAGUGGCAUUUCCUCUCAGUUGAUAUGAUGUCUCCAAAGAUGGUUUUGGGUCUAAUCCUAAUUAAGGCUAAAUUGUGAUGUAACAAUCUGCCUGGAGUAAGGGACAGCACAUUUUUGUUGAGCAACCCAGGCAGGGGAUUGUUUCCAGAUCACUAUCCCCCUUCCCUUGCUUUCUGUUGCUCCAUGGAGAGAGUAAAUUGUGACAGGUUUAUAUCUUGCAGCGUGAGCCUGUGCUCUCUGGUAUGUACUAGCGCAGCUAUGCAGGCAUGUUGAAGAGAGGGAAUAGAAAAAGAUACUUAAGCUUCAGCUCUAUCCCUAUUUACAUGUGGUGGGGGAAGCAUAGCAUUUCUUCUACAAUCCUGCUUUCCUGCUUGUGCGGCUACCUGUGCAGUGGGUAGCCAACUUAAGGGCAUAAGUGGGCACCUUACUGCCACUUUGUCCCUUGGGCUGCGAUUUAAGUGGCGUCCCAAGUUUGAUCUUAUGUGGUCAUAUCUUUUGCCAAUGGUCUGCCUGUGAGAUGAAUCAGCUCUUGGGAGUUUAUGGUGGGAUUCUACAAGAGCUUUCAGUAUAACUUUUUUUUUUUUCUUCUGUGUUGCUGAUUUUGGAUAAACUGACCUAGCUGGAUCCAUUUUUGUGACUUUCGUAGGUUUUAGUUACCCGACUUGAAUUUCUCUGAACAGAUGCAGAAGGAACUUUUAGUGAGUUAAGAGAGACAUGCAUUUUUUAAAUAAAGGAAUUGUGUGUAUUAACAUGUUAACAGCAAUUCAUAAAUCUGCACUUUUUAUGAAGUUUUGAAAAUUCUAUUUAUAGGUACGAAACAAUGGGGUUUGUUUAAAAACUUUAUCGCAUUUAUACUUGCUGAAAUUUCUUUCAUUGUUAUCAGUAGGAAUUUUAUUGGUUAAAUAAAAUUGGCAAAACUGUU